Molecule: messenger RNA, 783 nt
Organism: Phytophthora sojae
Lineage: Eukaryota; Oomycota; Peronosporomycetes; Peronosporales; Peronosporaceae
Exons: 3
Coding region: 1-783 (260 amino acids)
Source: RefSeq, a predicted model, not a curated record
AUGUGCAGGAUCUUACACAGCAUGUACAUGCGGCGUGUGGUGGCUGCCAAAACAUACGCAGAUUCUGGCAAGAAGGCGCUUCCACGACGCAAGCAGAAGUCGGUGCAUGCGGAGUUCGUCUCGGAGGACGAAGCCGACGACGAAGAUGAGGACUACGAGGAUGAAGAGGCAAACGAAUACGACGACGAUGAGGAGCUGGAGGAGCUAGAGGAAGAGGAAGUGGUGUCGCCGGAGACGACGAAGGCGAAGGGCAAGGCGAAGGCGAAGGCGAAGCAGAAGCCCAAGGCCCAGGCGAAGAAGCCGCGAAAGCCAACGGCUGCGGAGCUUGCGAAAGAGACCAAAGAGGCGCGGCGCGCUGCUGCCGAGCUGCGUUGCAUUGCGUCGGCAGCAGCUGAAGCGAAAGGCGCGUCUGAGCUGGAUCAAGCACGGAAGAAGAUUGAUGAAGCGACGAAGAAGACGACGACGAAGAAGGACAAUCACGUGGACACUUCUCCUUCAUCGAACGGCAGCGCGACGCCUGUGUCUGAGCAGCGGCCAUCGUCGGCGUCGCCGCAGCCACGGUACAACUUAUCUAUCUGGUGGACCAUCCAACAUGUACUAACUGUUGAUGUUGUAUUUCUUGUAGUCUGGUACAGCAUGAAGAUCAUACAACAAGUGGAGUGGUGGAUGAUACAACAUGCGCAGGUGGAGAAAGAGCUGCGCAAGGACGAGAUGAGCGCGUUUGCCCAGGAUGAGCACAACAUGGCGGACAUGCGAUCAAGUGGCUGGGAGUUUGGUACGUGA